This is a messenger RNA of Amoebophrya sp. A120, 1600 nucleotides long. The record is from the annotation of a GenBank genome assembly. Lineage: Eukaryota; Dinophyceae; Syndiniales; Amoebophryaceae.
CGCAGACACACCACUGCAGCCACGAUCAGUAUUUUCUACGCCAAGAAUUCUUUAGCGUUUGUAAUUUUUUAUUUUUCCUGGUCAUGUCUUACUUCGGACUUCGUACUGAACCUCUACUAUUUCUUGGGAAGGGGUGGACACUCUGGGACCCUAAAUGUAGCUGCUUGCCCACCUCCUGAACUUUCCAAAACGAAACCAGCCCGGCUGGCCACGGGUAGUGCCCUUGUGAUUCGGGUUCUCAAUAAGGUCAUGCAUAGACUUGAUGCGCCGCGCAGGCAGAACCUGCGCGGUUUGCCAUCACUUUCGCGAAUGGUGUUUCGGGUCUCGGAGCUUGUCGCUCUCUAGUAAUAAACAAAAAUACGCUACAACUAUCUUACGAGAAACUGUGACAGUGCUGAAGGCGGGAGAUGAAUCACGCACAUAGAAGAUCUACACAGGCGCCUUGCUAAGCUAGGGGUCGAGGACGUGGCUAGCCCCUCCAAUUCCCAUCUAGACCGAUGGAAAAGAAAAUGAAAAUGAAAAAGAAUAAGGGGCGACGUGUUUUCUUUUUUGGACAAAGCGUUUUUUUCAAAAUGCCAGCUCUCCUUUGUAUCUCCUGCGACUGACUUCUCGUCUCUUUUGUCAUAAGGUAGAAGUAACGGACGAGGAAGAUGCAGGCGCUCAGGAGGACGAAGACACCAAGUUUGAUCCCCUUCGUAUGGGACUGUCAGGAUGGAUGUCGUUAAAAUACAAAUAAUUAAUUUGUCACGCAUAGAAGUAAUACCAGGUGUUGCCCUCCAUGCUCUAAGCGAUGUAUCGCAAAUUUUCUAGACAUGCAGGGCCAAUGAAUCUGUCGAGCUGUUAGCGUUAGGAGCCAAGGCAAGGGCUGUUGUCAUGCUCUUCAGCACCAAUCCCAUCCAUGAGUGAGCCUAGUCAUGCUUAUACUCUGCCUCGCUCAGUUGCCCUCAGAGCAGUACAAACGUUAUUUUGUGUGUGUUGCAUUUCUUUUCAUGCGUAGUUGCAUACAUCCAUUUUCAUUUUGUCGAUUUUCAAUUUGACGCUUCCAUACUUGGGUGGCUAUCGGAUUACCUGCGUCAGUAUGUCGACAAGCCGGGGAAAUACAAAGAACUCUUCAACCAGCGAUUGGCAGACGCACAGCGAGAGCAAAUGGCACAGUCUGCUGGUUCAAUAGCCGGGCCGGGGGCGGCGGGCGGGGCUGCCACCUGAGUAGGAUAGUGCAGCAACGUGGCCGCGGAUCGUCCCCGCUAGUGACUCUAAGUAAAUCACUCAAGCUCCUCGCAAACGAACAUCUCAGCAACGGAAAAAUGUUAUAUAUAGCACUCUCAAGAACUUGAAUUUUCGUCCACACGUUGGUAUUCAAUUGUGCUGUUCUUAUGUUUUUUUUUUUUUGGUGUUGUCGAUUUCAUCUAUUGAUUGCAUCGAGUCGGUUCUGGCUGUCCUCGUCAUGUUGAAAUAGCGCGGCGCAUACUUAAGCACACUAAAGCCUGCCCGUUCUUCACUAUGCUGCAUGAUGAAGACAAGAUUGAUUACAUCCGUGAUGACAAUUCGGUGGCCCAAAGUUUCCAACUAUGAGAUGAUGCAUGAAGACAUGACUUUAUCG